Verticillium dahliae VdLs.17 is the source of this 3219-nucleotide messenger RNA. Its product is annotated as isoleucyl-tRNA synthetase. The transcript has 3 exons. Lineage: Eukaryota; Fungi; Ascomycota; Sordariomycetes; Glomerellales; Plectosphaerellaceae. Gene Ontology annotation, molecular function: tRNA binding; ATP binding; isoleucine-tRNA ligase activity. The record is from RefSeq and is a predicted model, not a curated record. Bases 1 to 3219 code for a protein of 1072 amino acids. Gene Ontology annotation, biological process: isoleucyl-tRNA aminoacylation.
AUGCCCGAACACCGCUGCAAAGGCUCGUUUCUGACUUCAAUCUCGUCCAGCUACCGGUAUGAUGACCCGACCCUGGCCUCCCGGCCUCGACAACAGUCUAACAGUGCAGGUCUCCCCCACUAUGGGCAUCUGCUCACCUCGACCAUCAAGGACAUUAUCCCGCGAUACUGGUCCAUGAAGGGAUACCAUGUCACCCGGCGCUUUGGUUGGGACACGCACGGCUUGCCCAUCGAAUAUGAGAUUGACAAGAAGCACGGCAUCUCGGCCAGGGACGCUGUCGCGCAGAUGGGUGUCGCCGCUUACAACGCCGAGUGCAAGGCCAUUGUCAUGAGGUACGCUGCCGAGUGGAGGCAGAUCAUUGAGCGUCUGGGUCGCUGGAUCGACUUUGACAACGACUACAAGUCGAUGGACGUCACUUUCAUGGAGUCUUGUUGGUGGGUUUUCAAGCAACUCUUCGACAAGGACCAAGUGUACCGCGCAUACCAGAUCAUGCCCUACUCUACCGCCCUCGGCACCCCCCUCAGCCAGAUGGAAGCGAAGCAGAACGAGAAGACGACACAGGACCCUGCCAUCCUGGUUGCCUUCCCCGUCGUCGGACAGACCGGCUCCCUCGUCAUCUACACCACGACGCCUUGGACACUCCCGUCCAACAUCCUCAUCGCUGUUCACCGCGACUUUGAGUAUCUCGAGAUACUUGACGAGAAGUCCGGAAAGCAGUACUUCAUGAUGGAGAGCGGACUUGCUGCUCUCUACGGCAAGGAGCUCAAGAAGGCCAAAUACAAGGUCCUCCGCAAGCUGCAGGGCAAGGAUCUCAUCGGCUGGAAGUACGAGCCGCUAUUCCCCUACUUUGCCGAAUCCUACAAGGAGUGUUUCGAGGUCAUCGGCGCAGAUUACGUCGAGGCUGGCGAGGGUACGGGUAUCGUUCACCAGGCUCCUGCCUUUGGUCAAGAGGAUUACGAUGCUGCUGUUGCCUCGGGCUUCAUUGGCGAGAAGAGGCUGCCGCCUUGCCCCGUCGACGAGAAGGGCCAGUUCACCGCCGAGGUGCCUGACUAUGUUGGACAGCACGUCAAGACCGCUGACAAGGCCAUUCUGAAGGAUCUGCGAUCAACCGGACGUCUUCUGGUCGAGUCUCAGACGUCCCACGUUGACAAGUUCUGCUGGCGCUCAGAUACGCAACUCAUUCGAAGGGCCGUCUCUUCUUGGUUCAUUCGCGUCACGAACUCCAUUCCUGAGAUGCUCGAGAACCUGGAGAAGACGACGUGGGUUCCCUCCUUCGUCAAGGAGAAGCGUUUCGCCAACUGGAUCGCCAAUGCUCACGACUGGAACGUCUCGAGGAACCGUUACUGGGGCACCCCCAUUCCGCUGUGGGUCAGCGAGGACUUUGAGGAGGUUGUCUGCGUGGGCAGCAUCGCCGAGCUGAAGGAACUCAGCGGGUAUACUGGCGAGCUCAACGACCUGCACCGUGACAAGGUUGACCACAUUGAGAUUCCCUCCAAGAAGGGCAAGGGUAUGCUCAAGCGUGUGGACGAGGUCUUCGACUGUUGGUUCGAGUCCGGAAGCAUGCCCUAUGCCUCCACUCACUAUCCUUUCGAGAACGCCGACAACUUCCAGGGCAGCCUUUUCCCUGCCGACUUCAUCGCCGAAGGUCUUGACCAGACCCGUGGCUGGUUCUACACGUUGACCGUUCUCGGCAACAAGCUGUUCGGUGUAUCGCCCUUCCGCAACUGCAUCACCAACGGCCUCGUGCUUGCUUCCACCGGCGUCAAGAUGUCAAAGAGUCUGAAGAACUACCCUGACCCGAGCAACGUCAUCAACGAGUACGGUUCUGACGCGCUCCGCCUGUACCUCAUCAACUCUCCCGUUGUCAGGGCUGAGCCUCUUCGCUUCAAGGAGUCUGGCGUCAAGGAAGUGGUUUCCAAGGUCCUCCUCCCUCUGUGGAACAGCUACCGCUUCUUCUGCGAGCAGGCCCUCCUGUACAAGAAGAACAACGGUGAAGAUUUCGCUGCUGAUCCUACAUUCACUGAAGGCAAGGGCCUCGAGAACGUCAUGGACCGAUGGAUCCUGGCCGACUGCCAGAGCAUGUUGCAGUUCAUCGACCAAGAGAUGGCCGCGUACCGUUUGUACACGGUCGUGCCGCGCCUGUUGUCUGUCCUCGACAACUUGACCAACUGGUACAUUCGCUUCAACCGCAAGCGACUCAAGGGUGUCGCCGGUCUGGGCCUUGACGACACCAAGGCCGCCCUCAACACUCUUCUCCAGGUCCUUCUGACCCUUGUUCGAGCCCUCGCACCAUUCACUCCUUUCAUCACUGAGCACAUCUACAGCCUGCUCAAGCCCUUCCUGGGCGAGGUGCUGAAGGACUUUACCGAUUCCCGCAGUGUGCACUUCCUGCCGUUCCCCACGGUCCAGGAGGCACUGUUUGAUACCGAGAUCGAGAGGAAGGUUUCCUCCAUGCAGAAGGUCAUCAACCUGGGCAGGACAGCAAGAGAGCGACGCACGCUGAGUCUCAAGACACCCCUGCGCUCCAUCGUUGUUGUGUCUGAUGAGCAGCACCUCAAGGACGUCGAGUCUCUGCAGUCGUACGUCAUGGGCGAGCUCAACGUCCAGGAGGUUGUCCUGAGCAAUGACGAGGCAAAGUACGGCAUCAUUCUGGAGGCCAAGGUCGACUGGCCCACUCUGGGCAAGAAGCUCAAGAAGGAUGUUCAGAUUGUGCGCAAGGCGCUGCCCAAACUCUCGCAGGAGCAGCUGAGGCAAUACCUCACCGACAAGACCAUCAACAUUGAUGGCAUUCAGCUAGAGGAGAACGACCUGGAGAUUGUGCGCGUCCUGGCUAACAAGGAUGGCGCCAAGGCGGCGGGAGAGCUUCCUCAGCUGGAACCUGCCUUCUCCAACGAUGUCAUCAUCCUCCUCGAUACCGAUGUUUCGGCGCAGGAUUUGGUGUACGAGGGCCUGGCCCGCGAGGUCAUUAACCGUGUGCAGAGGAUGCGCAAGAAGGCAGGCCUUGUUCCUACGGACGAGGUGCACAUGCAGUACGGCGUCGUGGCCAACCCCGAGAGCACCGACGUUGACGCUGUGCUGGAGUCCAAGGAGGAGCUCUUCGUGAAUGCGCUGCGCGGCAAGCUCGAGCCUCUCGAGGGCGCCUCGGGUGAGUCUGUCAUCCUCGAGGAGGAGCAGGCCAUCGGUGAGCUGAGGCUGAUGCUGAGGCUGGCUCGCAUCUAA